This is a messenger RNA of Polychytrium aggregatum, 1972 nucleotides long. Its product is annotated as ras guanine nucleotide exchange factor domain-containing protein. Gene Ontology annotation, cellular component: plasma membrane. Gene Ontology annotation, molecular function: guanyl-nucleotide exchange factor activity. Lineage: Eukaryota; Fungi; Chytridiomycota; Chytridiomycetes; Polychytriales. Gene Ontology annotation, biological process: Ras protein signal transduction; positive regulation of GTPase activity. The transcript has 9 exons. The record is from RefSeq and is a predicted model, not a curated record. Bases 228 to 1754 code for a protein of 508 amino acids.
GGGGCGGCUGUCGCGGACCCCCAUGAGCUCGGGCACGGGCGGCUGUCUUGCUGGUCUGCCCACUCUCACCCCGCCGUCGGCUCGAUCGUUCCACACCCCCAGCCCGCCUGUUCAUCCCGCCUGCCCAUCUUCCCGACGCCUGGUGCCCUCUGAAGCUGCUCCUGUAUCCGAGCAUUUGCAAGUUUCAGCCUUCUCCAUCCCACACACACUCACUUCACUGGAACGCCAUGAACCCUGCUCUGGUCGGCCCUCGAGACAGCGGCUUCGAGUCGCACGGUCCUCUGAGCCCCGAGAGUCCGCCUGUCCGAUAUGUUGUGCCAGCAACCAUCGACAGCCUGAUUGAAUACAUCACGUCGCCCAACACCCAUGAUAUGGAGCUCACCAAGGUGAUUCUGAUGCUCUACCGCAAGUUCAUGAGUCCCUGUGAUCUUCUGGACAAGCUCGUGGACCGCUUCGACGUCGUCGACCUCAGCUACGACAGAGGAGUGGAGGAUCCAGCGUCGCCCAUCGACCCGGUUCAGCUGAGGGUUUGCAACAUCAUCAUCCACUGGUGCGAAACGUACUGGUGCGACUUUCGUCCGGCCAAGAUGCGGCUUACUCUGCACAUCUUCCUGAGCCGGUGCCGCGGCCGUCAAGAGUACACUGCGAUUGUCAAGAAGCUCGACGAUUUCCUGCGCAACGACGUGCAUUUCCACGAGAACGAGCCCGAUUGGGGCAUUGGCUACUGUGCUGAAGACGAGGACGAAGACCUGCCCGAUGACGCCUCCUCGAGCCUGAAUCGAGACAGUCUGGCCGAAAAGGUAGCGUCGCAUUCACAUCAUACUGCAGCACCAUCUCCCGACGAUGAGGACGCCCCCUCGACAGCUACUCCCCGCUCGAUCAAGCACCGUCUCAGCACGCUAUCCCUACUGCCGCUCCCUUCUCACAAGACCUAUGAUUUGUUGAAGAGGAUGACUUCGGGGAGCGCCGAUAGGUCAUCGGCGCACUCGGCUGUCUAUUCCGAAGAAGAAUACAACGCCCGGUGCAAAGCACUGCUGAAAAUCGAUGCCGACCAGAUCGCGCAGCAGCUCAACCUGAUUGACUUUGACUAUUUCCAAAAGAUUCAGCCCCGAGAUCUUGUCGAGCACAUCUGGAACAAAAAGAGCAACUCGCAAUACUCCAACUCGGUCGCUGCGAGUAUCGCUCACUUCAACUUUAUUGCAUCAUGGGCAAAGUCGCUUGUUUUGUCACAGAAGAAGCCCAAAGCCCGUGCUGUGAUUAUGCUGAAGCUGAUGCGGGUCGCUCUGUACCUGAGAAACUUCAACAACUUCAACUCGGCCAUGGCCCUCGUGGCUGCGCUUUCAAGCGGCCCCAUCCAGCGCCUCAGGCUGACGCAGCACUACUAUUACGAUCAGCCGACGCACCAGAACUUCCGCAAGCUCGAAAUGAUGUUCACGUCGGAGCGGUCAUUUGGCAUCUAUCGGGCCGUCUUUCGUAUGAGCCCGCUGCCGGCAAUACCGUAUCUCGGUGUGUUUCUACGCGAUCUUGUGUAUCUCGAGGAGUGCUACCGGGACUUUAAGGAAGACGGGACCCUCAACCUCGGCAAGUUUAUUGCCAUUGGCGACGUCAUUCUCAUGUUGAUGAGUAUCAAGGCAAGGCCCUACACCGAAAAGGUCAACCCCGAAAUCGUGAGCCUGAUCCUCGGAAAGGCCGUCCUCUCUGACGAGGAUUGUUAUACCAUAUCCCAGCAACUCGAGCCCCGGACCGAGUCCUGAUCCCCGAGCCCCCCAAGCUGCUGUUGGAGAGCCGGCACGAUGGGCCAUACUGUCCCUCGGGCUCUAAUAGCAAUAUCGUCAUGACGAUGCUGUGCACCCGAGCGACGUUUCACUUGGGUGCUCUGACAGGGCAGCACACCGAAUCCGUUCUCCCUCCCGCCGUGUGAUCUGCUGAAAAGUCAGUCAUAUGUAUCAGAAUAUAUUCUCAAUACCGUUUC